Coregonus sp. 'balchen' is the source of this 33680-nucleotide messenger RNA. The record is from the annotation of a GenBank genome assembly. Lineage: Eukaryota; Metazoa; Chordata; Actinopteri; Salmoniformes; Salmonidae.
AUGAUUUUUGGAUUGAUACCGCAGGAGUUACACGAACAGCUCCUAGACCUCAAAAACUACCAAAAUCGAACAAAUGGUGUGGAACAGCUGAAAAACAUCCUCUUUGGAUUGGACUUGAAGCCAGUCCCCUCAGACAGUAUUGUGGAGUUUAUACAUUUUCUCCGCAGACUUCUAGAUGACAGCAACUUCAAAGUCUUGUACGGCACUUUACAGGUGAUAAACCUACUCAUCCAGAAAUUGGAUUAUAAUGUAGACAAAUAUUUCAAACAAUUAGCGUGUGUGGCUCUGAAAACCCUUGGGGACACCCGCGCUGUCACCAGGAAUGAGUAUAUGAAUGUGUUCAGGCAGUUGACUAGAAUUGUAGGGCCACAGAAAGUGUUGGACCUUGUCAUUGGACAUCUGAGACACAAGAACUCCCGGGUCAGAGAGGAUGUCAUCAACAUCAUCACAGCAACUAUGCUCACCCACCCCAGGAAGGACUUCAACAUCCCCAGCCUCUGCUUUGAAGUUGCACCAUACCUGGCAGACAGCAAGAAGAAGGUCCGCCAUGCAGCUCUAGAACUAUUUGCAGUUUUUGACCAUUGCCUUGACACAGGGAAAAAGCAGCCCCUAAUGAAAGCUGUAGACAGAGUUGAGCUCAAUGGGGAUGUGGAGGGUCUUAUGACAGCUGUGCAAGCAAGAAGAGCCAGGCACAUACUUCCCAGACUGUCCUCAGAUGGGAUGGUGGAGUACGCCCUUGUAAUCCCUAAACCAGGACAGCGACGCUCACCACAGUUUGGGUCAGGAGCUGACCUGGAGUGGGUGCUAAAUGGUGGGCGGAUCAGCAGUGCCAGGAGCAUCAGGACAGAACCAGACUCUGACAGGCUGUAUCAUGGUUAUGGAAGCUUGGGCUCCCUCGUUGAUGACCUUCCACUGCAGAGGAGAAUUGUCAGUGCAGGCAAAGGGAAGAACAAGCUGCCCUGGGAGAGGUCAAGCCUCCCUUCCACAGUGAACACCCAGCCAUGCAGUGCCCCUAAGGGGAAAUCCUCUGAUCAGGUUGGUCAUCGAUGAUGGCAAGGUUACAUCAAGCAAAAGUCUGCUGACGACACUGGUCUAUCAUUUAGCUAUUUUGAUUUAGCAAAGUGUCAUUAGAGAAAGAAAUAUCAAGACAUCCUCUCUUGGCUAUAUAGGUAUAAGAAUCUUAUUUCCAUAGAAGCACCAUAAUUCCAUGGAAUAAGGUGCAAAUAGAAUGUUUGCAACCACCCAAAGUCAAAAUCUAGCAAAUAUUAGUUUGCAAGAACCUAAUGAACACGACCCCAAGCAUGUCUACACUGAAACAAUAACACGCAGUAUACUAGAUACUGACGAAAGCUUGUGUUAGGACUACAGUGGGGGGAAAAAGUAUUUAGUCAGCCACCAAUUGUGCAAGUUCUCCCACUUAAAAAGAUGAGAGAGGCCUGUAAUUUUCAUCAUAGGUACACGUCAACUAUGACAGACAAAAUGAGAAUUUUUUUUCCAGAAAAUCACAUUGUAGGAUUUUUUAUGAAUUUAUUAGCAAAUUAUGGUGGAAAAUAAGUAUUUGGUCACCUACAAACAAGCAAGAUUUCUGGCUCUCACAGACCUGUAACUUCUUCUUUAAGAGGCUCCUCUGUCCUCCACUCGUUACCUGUAUUAAUGGCACCUGUUUGAACUUGUUAUCAGUAUAAAAGACACCUGUCCACAACCUCAAACAGUCACACUCCAAACUCCACUAUGGCCAAGACCAAAGAGCUGUCAAAGGACACCAGAAACAAAAUUGUAGACCUGCACCAGGCUGGGAAGACUGAAUCUGCAAUAGGUAAGCAGCUUGGUUUGAAGAAAUCAACUGUGGGAGCAAUUAUUAGGAAAUGGAAGACAUACAAGACCACUGAUAAUCUCCCUCGAUCUGGGGCUCCAUGCAAGAUCUCACCCCGUGGGGUCAAAAUGAUCACAAGAACGGUGAGCAAAAAUACCAGAACCACACGGGACCAAAGUAACAAAGCCUACCAUCAGUAACACACUACGCCGCCAGGGACUCAAAUCCUGCAGUGCCAGACGUGUCCCCCUGCUUAAGCCAGUACAUGUCCAGGCCCGUCUGAAGUUUGCUAGAGUGCAUUUGGAUGAUCCAGAAGAGGAUUGGGAGAAUGUCAUAUGGUCAGAUGAAACCAAAAUAUAACUUUUUGGUAAAAACUGAACUCGUCGUGUUUGGAGGACAAAGAAUGCUGAGUUGCAUCCAAAGAACACCAUACCUACUGUGAAGAAUGGGGGUGGAAACAUCAUGCUUUAGUGCUGUUUUUCUGCAAAGGGCAAAGGGACCAGGACGACUGAUCCGUGUAAAGGAAAGAAUGAAUGGGGCCAUGUAUCGUGAGAUUUUGAGUGAAAACCUCCUUCCAUCAGCAAGGGCAUUGAAGAUGAAACGUGGCUGGGUCUUUCAGCAUGACAAUGAUCCCAAACACACUGCCCGGGCAACGAAGGAGUGGCUUCGUAAGAAGCAUUUCAAGGUCCUGGAGUGGCCUAGCCAGUCUCCAGAUCUCAACCCCAUAGAAAAUCUUUGGAGGGAGUUGAAAGUCCGUGUUGCCCAGCGACAGCCCCAAAACAUCACUGCUCUAGAGGAGAUCUGCAUGGAGGAAUGGGCCAAAAUACCAGCAACAGUGUGUGAAAACCUUGUGAAGACUUACAGAAAAUGUUUGACCUGUGUCAUUGCCAACAAAGGGUAUAUAACAAAGUAUUGAGAAACUUUUGUUAUUGACCAAAUACUUAUUUUCCACCAUAAUUUGCAAAUAAAUUCAUUAAAAAUCCUACAAUGUGAUUUUCUGGAUUUUUUUUCUCAUUUUGUCUGUCAUAGUUGACGUGUACCUAUGAUGAAAAUUACAGGCCUCUCUCAUCUUUUUAAGUGGGAGAACUUGCACAAUUGGUGGCUGACUAAAUACUUUUUUCCCCCACUGUAUGGAUUUCACAUGACUGGAAAUACAGAUAUGCAUCUGUUGGUCACAGAUACCUUAAAAAUAAAAUGGGCCUCACAAUGGGCCUCAGGAUCUCGGCACAGUAUUUCUGUGCAUUUAAAUUGCCAUCGAUAAAAUGCAGUUGUGUUCAUUGUCCGUAGCUUGUCUGCCCAUACCAUAACCCCACCACCAGCAUGGGGCACUCUGUUGAUGAUGUUGACAUCAGUAAACUGCCCGCCCACAUGACGCCAUACAUAAAUAUCUUUGUGCAUAUGCAAUUAUUUCUGGGAUUUUUUUUUUCAGCUCUUGAAACAUGAGACCAGCACUUUACAUGUUGUGUUUAUAUUUUUGUUCAGUGUAGUUAUGUAUUCAGAGAUUAUGCAAAUGUUUUCCUUUAGUUGACAUUGAUUGGCAAUUAUUGACUCAGCAAUCAAAGUUCACAUUUUUCAUGGCGUAAAGGGCUUCUAAAAAUAGAUCCAAUGCAAUGAGUUGCCUUUCAAUCAGUCACUGAUUGACUGUGUUCCUGGAGUAGCAUCUUUCCUAUUGACUUCACCAUCCACCUCAGGGGCUGUGUUUUAGUUGAUUUCUUUGUCUCCACAAUCAAAGUCAGAGUGCACUGAUUGCAGAGGGCCUGAAAAGGACUGUCACAUGCCUGCAAGGGCUGCUAGUGUUUUGUUGCCAUGACAACAAUUUGGUGAGCAGCAAGUUGCCUUGUGGCCUAUUAGUAGGAGAGAGAUGACAACUAGGAUGUCAGUGGUUAUCAAUCAGGUUAAUCUGAAUUUGAGAUAAGGAAAGGGGGGGGCUCUACCAUAUUCUGAAGGCAAUCAAACUAUUUGUUUGAUGCCUGAUGUGACAUUGGACAUAAGGCUAUUCAUGUGUUUGUCAUCUCAGAGAUGUAUUCUCAGGCAUUUCAAGUUGUGGUCAAUCAGGGAAAAUCAAAUCACAUUUUAUUGAUCGCAUACACAUAUUUAGCAAAUGUUAUUGCGAGCAAUGUUCCCUCAAUUUGUUUUUGGCACAGAGCUAAUUUCAGGUCUGCUGAGCGCAAACUUGAACAUAGAAAAUUCUGUUCAACUUCCGGUGCGUGUUUACUGUGAACGCUGAGGCUGUACCCGCUUUAAGUUACAGUUUUAACAGUGGCCAAGUAGGCUGCUGUGGCUAUUUGAUCAUAAUCAUAAUGGAAAUAGCUGUUCUUUCAGUAGCAGCAAAUAUAUGGUGUUCAAUGUAGGCCUACAUUCCAUGAGACGUUUGGGAAAAAACAUGCAGGGUUUGACAUUAACCUGUUUAUCCACUUGUCCUUCAGACAAGAGGGGACUGAAAAUGUUCUUUGAUGUAAGAAACCACUUUACAAAAUAAAAUUCAUUAUUAUUCCCAUACCAUUAUUAGAGAGAAACAGACAAAUUAUGCUACCCUCUGCCUAUUGGCUACUUAGUUUAUUCAAAACCGUCUCAAAAUAGAACACUGCCCCUUUAAGACAUAAAAAAAAGCUAUUUACCUGACUCGCUUUUCAAAGAUGGCUAGAAUGCACACAUUUUAUGCUCUUGUAGGAAGCAACCACUCCCCCAUUGUUGACUAGAAAUUAGCGAUAACUGGACGAAUAACUCAUUAACUAGCAGAGAAUAUGAACAAAUGUGCACAGCUCUCGCUAUGAUAUCAAAACAAGUGCAUCUACUCGCGACUGCUCAUGCUAUGAACACAGUCCAGUUCAAAGUGAAUGGCACAGAUCCAUAGAUGGCAAUGGCUGUUUGCAUAUGGGCCUACUGCAGCUCUGAUUGGUUAUGGCGCACAGGUCUGUGUAGAGUAGGAGCCUGAGUCUUGGAUGUCAAUGCAAUAGAAUCCUACUCCAAUGGGCUCUGCCUACAAGAAAAUCUCUUGCACAGUUUUGCAUACAAAGUCUUGCAUAGUUUGUUUUGUUUCGGUAUGUUAUAUUGAAAGUUUCUAAUAUUGCGUUGAUUCGAGCACAAUUCCCGCAGUAGAGCGAAACGUUGAUAGUGUUAACUAAAGGGUAAAACUCUGGAAAGUUGAGUGAAGUUCAACCUCGUGCUUCUCUGCGCGGGGUGAUAUUUCUUCUGCACGGCAGUCCGAGGGGAGCUGCACACCAGCGCAGCUUAGAGGGAACAUUGAUUGCUGGUGUAGUGAAAUGCUUGUGUUGCUAGCUCCAACAGUGCAGUAAUAUCUAACAAUACACACAAAUCUAAAAAAGUUGAAUGGAAUUAAGAAAUAUAGAAAUAUUAAGACGAGCGGUGUCGGAGUCCGUAGUACAAAUAUAUGUGUGUGAGUGAUGGGAUGUAUAGACAUGGAUAGAAUAUGUAGUAUAUCUGAAGAAUACGUAGGAUAAUAAUGUAACUUAGGCCUACUGUACGUCAAUAGAGGGUUUGGAUACAUAUCUAUUGCAUGAUCCACAUUAGACAGAAAAGGUGAGACUACAGAUUUGAGUGCUUGGAGGAGACAAGUACCUAAUAUUACAGGGCACCUGCUUCUCAAUGAGUGAUAAUCCAAAGAGCUUUCUCUGUGUUGCUGGGGGGAACCCCUGGCUACAAUGGGUUUACUCCAAGAUCAUCUCAUCAGGGAAGUCAAUUUGCUAAUCUGCUCGUUUCAUUCUCUCAGAUACUGAAACACCCAGCUGUCAGUGUCAGACAGUGGCAUAGGUUCGUAGUGGGGAAACACUCGCCAUCUUCCCUGUUUGGCAUAACAGAGAGUAGCCUACUUAGACUACUGAACUGUAGUCGCAAAGAUGCAACAAAAGGAUAGGCAUUGCUCUCAGAUGAAGAUCUGCGGGGGAGAUAUCCCAGCAGUGGCACCCUGUCACAGAGACUGGUGUGGAUAACAGACUAAAGAUCUGGUUUCACCCCCCCCUCCCCCCUCCCCCCUCCCAAGACGCUGACUGUAGACUAGAUGGGAGGGGCUGGCUGGCAUAUUUUGUUAAUCUCUUCAUUCACGGGACUAUGUCGUGUGGAUUGCAGAAACAAUCACUGAUGUCUGUCUCAGCAAUCUUGAUGUUGUUGUAAUGAAAUGUGAAGGUGAAGUUAAAAAACAACUUGAUUGAAUUAUGUUUUUAAACCUAUUAAUUCCUAUGGUUUUGAAUGUGAAACCCCUCUCACAGAUGAUCCCUUUCCCUUGUAGCAGUAUGCCACCAAAAUGUCUGGGAAAGAAUACACUGUGCAAAAAGUUUCAGUGAGCAUUCAGGUACUUUCAAAGGCAAAGCAUUGCAAUUUGCAAGAAUGACCUUCAUUGAUCACAAUAGUUGAAAACUAGGCCUACUUGUUCAAAGAGGCGUUUUGUUUGCUCUGUGCACCAAAGUAAUUUUGGAGCCUUCCAGUGAAACCUUAUGUUUACAGAAGUCCCAGUCUCCCAGCAAUAUCUUUGCCACACAACACACUUGUAUUCAGAGGGGGCUUUAAACUUAAUUCGCAAUGCAUGUGAAGAUAUCAUAGGACCCGUAGCGACUGUGGAACAUCAACCACUUACCUCCCUAGUGUUGAUUAAGAUCCCAGUGGGUUCAUCUGAUGGCAAUGUGAGUUGCUUUUAAUCAGAUAGCCGUGAGAUGGAUCUCAACACGCUGUCUGAGGGAAGCUUUGGUGUUUGAGGUGAGAACUGCUCAUCACUCUUCUUACCUCAGCGAUCUAUUUUACUGAGGCUAACAAAUGUGCCAUGGCUACACCUUUAAAAGUUUAAUAAGCGUAGUACAUGUCAUUGAAGUAGACAGACGUCAAUUUGAAGUUUGCGUCUAUACACUGACAGAAUCCCAGAGCGCACAGUUUGUCUGAGCUAAAUCGCUGCAACAUUCCUUUGUUGAGACCAAUGGAUGAAAUUACAUUUGAUCCAUGGUAGGCUCUCUAUGUUUUCAAAUAACCGUUUAUGUUUGACAUGUGAACUUGACCCAGUAUUGUGGCUUUCAGUGAUGGAUAAUUGUCACCAUUGUUACCCCCUGAUUUUAUCUCCUCAGGUCAUCAGUGAAGACUGCCUGUCCCAUUCCCGGAAGCUGAGUCCGGAGACAUAUGUCCCCAGUUUCGGUAGGUGCCCACUUCUGUCGCUUGCAUGCAUCAAGAGCUACCGCACAAGCUGACAAGGUGCAGUUCAGUUGUUGUCAGUGCCGAAGUUAGCCAGGCUAAACCAGCUUUGAAUAGGAUUAUCACACAGAGUCAAUGGAUCCAUACCAUUGCACGUCACUCAGAGCACCGGCAUGACUGAGUAGACAGAAGAGUGCCAUGCAGGUCUCGCGCAACGAGGAUUAAACAAAUUCAUAGCCGUUGGUUAUUGCCGUGCAUUAUAGGGAAAUAAUGGACACUCUAGAAUGCCGUUUAAGCCAAUCAGAAACGAGUAUUUAACAAUGCCAUGGUGUAAUUGCCUACAUUUUGCUGCUAUUGUUGGCAAGAGAUUGUGUACACAAGACAAGUACCAAUCAAGCCCAAUAUGGACAUUAACAUGCUUCAAAAUAAUUCACCCUUGAAAUCCUAACCCCUGUUGUGCUCUCCAUCUUGAACCGGUAUAAAAAUGUCUCUACAAGAAUGCAUAGGUAGGUAGAGCGUUGUGUAAUGUAUGGUGACAAUAUAUGGAGGUGUCCUUGAAGUGAGGGGGUGGUUCUUUCUCUAAACAUGGUUGAUGUGUCAGUGGGAGUCAGUCACUCCUCUUCAUGUUCCUGCUGUUUAGCGCCAAUGCCAUUCGUAGGCGUUCAAUAAAUAGACACUUAAUAUGAGACAUGGAGGCUGGCAUUGAGAAUGAGUUGUUGAGAAUGCAUUCAGUUAGUACUAAACCUUGAUCUGGUUCUCACUAUGAAAACAGUGUGAUCAAAUACAGUGGGGAGAACAAGUAUUUGAUACUUUUAUUUAUUUAUUUUAUUUCACCUUUAUUUAACCAGGUAAGCCAGUUGAGAACAGGUUCUCAUUUACAACUGCGACCUGGCCAAGAUAAAGCAAAGUAGUGCAAUAAAAACAACACAGAGUUACAUAUGGGGUAAAAAAAAAACAUAAAGUCAGAAAUACAACAGAAAAUAUAUAUAUAGUGUGUGCAAAUGUAGCAAGUUAUGGAGGUAAGGCAAUAAAUAGGCUAUAGUGCAGAAUAAUUACAAUAGUAUUAACACUGGAAUGCUAGAUGUGCAAGAGAUUAUGUGCAAAUAGAGAUACUGGGGUGCAAAAGAGCAAAAUAAAUAACAAUAUAGGGAUGAGGUAGUUGGGUGGGCUAAUUUCAGAUGGGCUGUGUACAGGUGCAGUGAUCGGUAAGGUGCUCUGACAACUGAUGCUUAAAGUUAUUGAGGGAGAUAAGAGUCUCCAGCUUCAGAGAUUUUUGCAAUGCCGAUUUUGCAGGUUUUCCUACUUACAAAGCAUGUAGAGGUCUGUAAUUUUUAUCAUAGGUACACUUCAACUGUGAGAGACGGAAUCUAAAACAAAAAUUCAGAAAAUCACAUUGUAUGAUUUUUAAAUAAUUCAUUUGCAUUUUAUUGCAUGACAUAAGUAUUUGAUCACCUACCAACCAGUAAGAAUUCCGGCUCUCACAGACCUGUUCGUUUUUCUUUAAGAAGCCCUCCUGUUCUCCACUCAUUACCUGUAUUAACUGCACCUGUUUGAACUCGUUACCUGUAUAAAAGACACCUGUCCACACACUCAAUCAAACAGACUCCAACCUCUCCACAAUGGCCAAUACCAGAGAGCUGUGUAAGGACAUCAGGGAUUAAAUUGUAGACCUGCACAAGGCUGGGAUGGGCUACAGGACAAUAGGCAAGCAGCUUGGUGAGAAGUGUCGUAGAAAUAUUUGACUAAUAAUGAAUCAACUCAAAAAUAUCUCUCAAGACACCAGAGCUUGUGAAUCCAAGAAUAAGACUUUAUUGCAUAACAAAGCCGAGCUUGCUCUAUGGAACAACUGUCUCUCUCUGGCUUAGACAUCCCUUUUAUACUUACACACAAAUGAACAAACAUGCGUACAUUCCUAACUUAUUUUAGUUCUGCACCUUCUUUUUCAACGUCCAGCUGUCACACAAUGUCCACUCCAAAAGGUCAUGAAUGCUUUUUUCUAUAUGAAGCCUCUCAUUCUAUCAUUCUAUUGGCUGCGUGGCUUAGGCCCCUUCUUAAAAAAGAACUAAUGUAAUGCAUACCAUGUGUCCAUAACAAGCCCAUGGGCCACAGUUUGAGAGCCCCUGCGACAGAGCACAUAUAUUCAUUUAAACAUAUUCAUGCUUAUUACUAAUAUUAUUAUUUUACCUUUGACCUCUCCCUACAUUUGCCUUAAUGAUACAUAAAAUAAUACCAUAGAAGGCAACAACUGUUGGCGCAAUUAUUAGAAAAUGGAAGAAGUUCAAGAUGACGGUCAAUCACCCUCGGUCUGGGGCUCCAUGCAAGAUCUCACCUCGUGGGGCAUCAAUGAUCAUGAGGAAGGUGAGGGAUCAGCCCAGAACUACACGGCAGGACCUGGUCAAUGACCUGAAGAGAGCUGGGACCACAGUCUCAAAGAAAACCAUUAGUAACACACUACGCCGUCAUGGAUUAAAAUCCUGCAGCGCACGCAAGGUCCCCCUGCUCAAGCCAGCGCAUGUCCAGGCCCGUCUGAAGUUUGCCAAUGACCAUCUGGAUGAUCCAGAGGAGGAAUGGGAGAAGGUCAUGUGGUCUGAUGAGACAAAAAUAGAGCUUUUUGGUCUAAACUCCACUCGCCGUGUUUGGAGGAAGAAGAAGGAUGAGUAGAACCCCAAGAACACCAUCCCAACCGUGAAGCAUGGAGGUGGAAACAUCAUUCUUUGGGGAUGCUUUUCUGCAAAGGGGACAGGACGACUGCACCGUAUUGAGGGGAGGAUGGAUGGGGCCAUGUAUCGCGAGAUCUUGGCCAACAACCUCCUUCCCUCAGUAAGAGCAUUGAAGAUGGGUCGUGGCUGGGUCUUCCAGCAAGACAAUGACCCGAAACACACAGUCAGGGCAACUAAGGAGUGGCUCCGUAAGAAGCAUCUCAAGGUCCUGGAAUGGCCUAGUCAGUCUCCAGACCUGAACCCAAUAGAAAAUCUUUGGAGGGAGCUGAAAGUCCGUAUUGCCCAGCGACAGCCCCGUAACCUGAAGGAUCUGGAGAAGGUCUGUAUGGAGGAGUGGGCCAAAAUCCCUGCUGUAGUGUGUGCAAACCUGGUCAAGAACUACAUGAAACGUAUGAUCUCUGUAAUUGCAAACAAAGGUUUCUGUACCAAAUAUUAAGUUCUGCUUUUCUGAUGUAUCAAAUACUUAUGUCAUGCAAUAAAAUGCAAAUUAAUUACUUAAAAAUCAUACAAUGUGAUUUUCUGGAUUUUUGUUUUAGAUUCCGUCUCUCACAGUUGAAGUGUAACUAUGAUAAAAAUUACAGACCUCUACAUGCUUUGUAAGUAGGAAAACCUGCAAAAUCGGCAGUGUAUCAAAUACUUGUUCUCCCCACUGUACAUUCAUUUUCUGUUCUCUGUAGACAGAGGAGAAUAUAUGAGGUAUUGAUUGUGAGGUAGGAAGGCCAGUAAUUGCUAAAGUUGAUGAAAGCAAUAGUUAGCUACAAUAAUUUAUCAGUUCCUCCACUUUGCAGUCACAGUUGGUUUUUGAUCACGGCUACCACCCUGUAAGAGGCUUCCUUCCCAUUGCCGUCAACUAGCCCACGUUUGACUCACUCUGAAAAGCCCCAGUCAGACAGCCAGAGGCAGAGUGGUCAGGAGAAAAGAUCUCAAAGGAAGGAAAGGACCAGACUAGGUGGGCAAACUAAUAGAGAUUAUACAGUGGAUACUGUGUCAUAAACAUGGUAUCAUCUCAAGCGGGGAUGCUAGCGAUAGUACUUAGGUAUUAAAUUGCCAGGGUCUUUGUGUGCAACUUGACCUCUCAUCAAGAUGCCUUACAAUGAAACAGUGAAGCAGCUCCAUGAUCUCGCCAUCACGGUUGACAACUCCGUUGUGUCCUCCUCCCAGAGUGCAAAGAACCUUGGCGUGACCCUGGACAACACCCUGUCGUUCUCCGCUAACAUCAAAGCGGUGACCCGAUCCUGUAGGUUCAUGCUCUACAACAUUCGCAGAGUACGACCCUACCUUACACAGGAAGCGGCACAGGUCCUAAUCCAGGCACUUGUCAUCUCCCGUCUGGAUUACUGCAACUCGCUGUUGGCUGGGCUCCCUGCCUGUGCCAUUAAACCCCUACAACUCAUCCAGAACGCUGCAGCCCGUCUGGUGUUCAACCUUCCCAAGUUCUCUCAUGUCACCCCGCUCCUCACGUCACACUCCACUGGCUUCCAGUUGAAGCCCGCAUCUGCUACAAGACCAUGGUGCUUGCCUACGGAGCUGUGAGGGGAACGGCACCUUCGUACCUUCAGGCUCUGAUCAGUCCCUACACCCAAACGAGGUCAUUGCGUUCAUCCACCUCUGGCCUGCUGGCCCCCCUACCUCUGCGGAAGCACAGUUCCCGCUCAGCCCAGUCAAAACUGUUCGCUGCUCUGGCACCCCAAUGGUGGAACAAGCUCCCUCACGACGCCAGGACAGCGGAGUCACUCACCACCUUCCGGAGACACUUGAAACCCCACCUCUUUAAGGAAUACCUGGGAUAGGAUAAAAGUAAUCCUUCUAUUUAUUUUUUACUUAUUGGCAAAUCACGAUAUAUAUCUCGAUUUCUUGAAUGUUUUCUCUAAAUAAGCUUUGUUGUAAACAUUUCAAAGGUCAAAUACACUGCAUUUCAAACAGUCAGCAAUAAUCUAAUAAAUUCAGGGUUUGUGAAAUUAUACCUAGGCCAAAUAUAAGCCUUCCACAACCAUAAGACCCACUAAUAAUUACAUUAUUUUAUCAAAAUAGUGUAACCUGCUUUUUUCCAAUAAUCACAGAUCUCUGUCUUUCAAGGAUGUCUAUGAAAAUGGCCUUUUUGUAAAAAAAAAUAACCAGAACCAUGCAUAAUGCACAUUCACUGAUAAUGACUAACUUCUUGUAGCAGGCAUUAUAGAAAAUUAACACUUAACACAGGUUUCAUAAACAAUCUCUCAAGCACAAGCCCCCGUGCUAGGGAGUAGCCAGCUAAUCUUUAUAUUUCAAGUUUAGCCAACUUGGAUCUAUUCGCUAGCUAACAAGGUAGAACAGUUGAAUUGUUAUGAACACACCCUUCUGUCUGUCUCCAACUGUUUGAACAGCAUGUUAGCCUGUCCACUUUGUUUAGAUGUUGAAAUCAAGUGGCCUACCUUAUUUCUCAGAAUGAGAACAAGUUGCCAAUUCCUUAUACACUGAGUGUACAAAACAUUAUGAACUCUUUCUAUGACAUAGACUGACCAGGUGAAAGCUAUGAUCCCUUAUUGAUGUCACUUGUUAAAUCCACUUCAAUCAGUGUAGAUGAAGGGGAAGAGACAGGUACAUUUUUUUUUUUUUUAAGCCUUGAGACAAUUGAGACAUGGAUUGUGUGUGUGUGCCAUGGAGGGUAAAUCGGCAAAACAAAAGAUUUAAGUGCCUUUGAACGGGGUAUGGUAGUAGGUGCCAGGCACACUCAUUUGUCAAGAACUGCAACGCUGCUGGGUUUUUCAUUGUCAACAGUUUCCCAUGUGGGAAAAAUUGAGCAUUCAUUUUCCAGAAUCAAUGUUCACUGAUACUCCUGUUUUAGUAGUGUCUGCUCUGUGCACACUUUGAGGAGUUGAUACAUAAAAAGGGUAUCGUUAGAAAGGUUAACUACUCCUCUAUUACAGUAAAAUAAUGUCUCAAUGUCUUUCGGUGUCCAAAUUACCGAUUCUGUUGGACCAAACCUCAAAUGCAAUUAGUGAUUUGAAACCGCUUGUCAGAGAGGAAGAAGUGAUCUCUCAUUUAGUUGUGAGUGGCAGGGGGAGGGGGUUGGUGUGUGUGAGUAAAUGGGAAGGUGCACACAGCACAGAAAGAGCGAAGGAGACGAGACCAAAAAGACAACAUGAGAACAAGCGGGCAUAAACGCUCAGACAUACGAAAAAUAUACAGGCAUCGCUCUAAAAACGUAAAUUAUCAUUAAUAAAAUUAAUUCGAUAUAUUGCCCAUCCCUACGGUAUACCUAUGUAAUCUAACACAAUGCUGAAUGUAGUACUCUAAGUGAAGACUAUUGAAUCAGGUGUCUUGGGAAUUUGAAAUGAGUCCAAAAUAUUGUACAAGACUUUGCUAAAGUAGCCUACAAAUAAUGUAAAAUGAUAAUGCAAUAUUCCUGCUGUAUGUUUUUUGCUAGUAAAGCAUGCAGUGGAAUACAAAAGUAAAACUUGUGUGUGUGAGUUAUAAGUGUUUCGGGGUGGGGAGUGUGUAGCCACUGUUUACAAGAUCAGCCUGUGCUCGCAGGCAAGACUGGACUUGGCUCUUUUUACAGCAGGCUACAGAACACGGCAGCAACUUUUACUGCACAGUAUGAACAAAUAGUGUCCGAACAAAUGUCCCCCUCCGCUGCUCUCUCAUAAAAUCUGUUUUCCAACGUUACUGAACGAAUGGGUUUGUCAAUGGAUGUUUUAACUAAGCUUUGGCUUAGCCAAAGGUAUUAAACCUAGACAGAAUAAUUUAUCAAGUGAAACAAACUAGGAUCAGAUGACAUUCCCCUGCCAGGCACUGGGCUCACAAGCCAGCCUGACCUCAGCUUUAGCUUGGCCUCAAUGAAGAGGACUCCAUUGACCAUAUCACUUUGAAACUAAACAUGAGUUGCUGAAGCCCCCAGCAACCAGUCAUCAUAUUGUAUUGAUAGACAAUAUAUUAUGGUUAUGUGGUACGCUACAGUAAUAGCUGAUUCGUUGUCCUCUAGGUUCUGCAGAGCCCCAUAAACCCCUGUCCUCUAGGAGGGAAUCCCCGAGACGCUUAAGAAGAAGUGGGAGCCUUGACUUGGACCCUGACAUCUUUAAAUCUACCAACUUCUCUGAUGCAGAGGGAGGUGAGGAAGUCUUUACUCUGCUCAGCCUAUGUGCCUUCUACAGAACAGUUUCAUUGAAAGGGUCAUUGAAAGGUAACUGAAGGAUCUUUGUGUUGCAGUGGUACACAAGGCCCAUCUCCUCUCUGGGACCUCCAGCUUUGAGCGCACCUUCUCCAACCCCUCGGCCCAGGGCACCUUCCUACUGCCCUCCUACCCUCUAGCUACACUCCCUGGGGGCCGGCUGACCCCAACACUGUCCCGCCGCCGCGCUGACUCCUCACUGUCAAUGUCCAACACUUGGCCCAACAAGAGAGAGAGCAGCCCCCAAAGACGAGACCCCAGCCCCUGGAAAGACAUAUCAAGUAUGGGUCUGGUAUCUACUGCAUAUUGGGUAGAUCUUGAUAGUCAUGUAAUUUAGUUGAGGCAUGUUGUUGAGUGCUUUCUUUGUCCCCACAGGUGAAUUCUCAUCCAGCAGGUGUUCUCCACAGCCUCUCCGUGCCUCUCUGGUGAGCUCCUCAUCUACCUCGUCUUUCCGUCAGGCUCUGAGCGGGAUGCGGAACGUGCUGCCUGUCUCCCCAUCCCCAGGGCUUCCCCUGCCAGAGCGGGGCCAGUCUCAGAAUGGCCAGCGGUCUAGUCCUCUAGCUCCAUCUCCAUCCAGCCUGCAGGACCACCUGUCUGAGAGGAACCUUCACCUAGAUCUGGAUCACCUCAGCCUGCAGGACCAAGACCAGGAAGAGGACCCCCUGGACCGGCAGGAGGUCAGGAUCAAUGUUUUACACACAAGGCUAUGCUUAGUGAAGUCUCCAGAUGUAUUUAGCUAGGACACUGUCUUAAAGCUACCAUCUUGCCAUCUGGCCAUCAGGGAUUUAUUCAUAUCUGUACUCAGGAUAACUCAGUGCAUGAAUAUGGAAUGUGGAUCAUGUUUCCCCUUCAUUAGUGCAGUGGUGGUGAAAUGGGUCAUAUUUGGGACUAAGUAUCUGUGAUGUAAUGUUAGUGCUGGGUGAGUAGUACUUGACAUCUAAAUUGUCAUGGAUAUAACACCCAUGCAUAAAAUAUUAUCUGUAUGCACAGAACCCUCUUGCCUUGCUCUCAGGUUGCUGAUGAGCUAAUGUGUUGAUGUUUAUAGAUGCUGAACUCCCUGCGCUCCCUGCGCUGCAGCGCAGCUAAGAAGAAGGCCAAGGUGAGUCUGAGUGGCUCAGGCUCAGACCCAGAUAGCCCAGACUCAGCCAUGAAACUGGAACUGGCUCUGGACUCCCCCUCUCACAACUCCCCCACCGUCACCAGCCCAGCCAGCGAGAGCGGCCUCUCCAGCCUCUACUCACCCCCAAACGCCACCCUCAAUGGCACCAAAACCAGGUACUAGAUUCUAAGACCUAAGUAGACAACCAGUAGACUCUUGAACUAAGUUGAACCAAAUUAGAUCCUGUUUCAAGAAUUAUUGGGGGCAAAUGGGUCAUGCUAUGAUGGUCACACUUUCAAGACACACACACCAAGGUAUGAUGGAUCUGAUUUCCCUCUUGAUGACUCACCUCUGACCUCUUUCAAAAGCCCUGGGAAUUCUGCCUCCUCCUCAACAAAGCCUCACAUUGCUAGAGUGCCUUCUGCUAAGCUGAGGUCUUCCGUCUCCAUGGACUUCAGUGCCCUUCAAGGUACAGUGAGGAUUUAACAUGUAAAAGGAUCUCUCUUAUUACUGGCUGAGUCAUUGUUUCUAUUUAGCUCAAAUGGUGUUUGUGUGUUUUCUCCACCAGGCUUUCCACUCAGAGAUAAAAUCACACCUGAAGUGAGUGUGGUUGGUCAAAGAGUCACCUACUCGAACGGACCAAUGGAACCUGAGGAAGAGGACCGGACUACAGAAUACUCUCCACCCCCAAGUAGACAAGCCUGCCGCGAGCCAAUCAGAGCCCUGAGGCCUGCCAAAGGUCAGUCACUGGAGGAGGUCUGCUCCAUUGAGGCAUAUCGUUGUCUAAAAACAAUGUAUUUUCAUUAUGUUUGCAAUUUGUUGUUUGUCCAAUACUACACUGAACAAAAAUAUAAACACAACAUGUAAAGUGUUGCUCCCAUGUUUCAUGAGCUGAAAUAAAAUAUCCCAGAAAGUUUCCAUACGCACAAAAAGCUUAUUUCUCUAAAAUGUUGUGCAUAAAUUAGUUUACAUCCCUGUUAGUGAGCAUUUCUCCUUUGCCAAGAUAAUCCAUCCACCUGACAGGUGUGGCAUAUCAAGAAGCUGAUUAAACAGCAUGAUCAUUACACAGGUGCACCUUGUACUGGGGACAAUAAAAGGCCACUCUAAAAUGUGCAGUUUUGUCACACAACACAAUGCCACAGAUGUGUCAAGUUUAGAGGGAGCAUGCAAUUGGCAUGCUGGCUGCAGGAAUGUCCUUCAGAAUGUUCAUUUCUCUACCAUAAGCCACCUCCAACAUCGUUUUAGAGAAUUUGGCAGUACGUCCAACCGGCCUCACAACCGCAGACCACAUGUAACCACGCCAGCCCAGGACCUCCACAUCCGGCUUCUUCACCUGCGGGAUCAUCUGAGACCAGCCACCCGGACACUGUGGGUUUGUACAACUGAAUAAUUUUUGCACAAACUGUCAGAAACCGUCUCAGGGAUGCUCAUCUGCGUGCUCGUUGUCCCCACCAGGGUCUUGACCUGACUGCAGUUCGGCGUCGUAUCCUACUUCAAUGGGAAAAUGCUCACCUUCGAUGGCCACUGGCACGCUGUAGAAGUGUUCUUCAGGGAUGAAUCCCAGUUUAAUCUGUACUGGGCAGAUAGCAGACAGCAUGUAUGGCGUCGUGUGGGCGAGCGGUUUGCUGAUGUCAACGUUUUGAACAGAGUGCCCAAUGGUGGUGGAGGGGCUAUGGUAUGGGCAGGCAUAAGCUACGUACAAUGAAGACAAUUGCAUUUUAUCGAUGACAAUUUGAAUGCCAUUGAGAUCCUCAGGCCCAUUGUCGUGCCAUUCAUCUGCCGCCAUCACCUCAUGUUUCAGCAUGAUAAUGCACGGCCCCAUGUCGUAAGGAUCUGUACACAAUUCCUGGAAGCUGAAAAUGUCCCAGUUCUUCCAUGGCCUGCAUACUCACCAGACAUGUCACCCGUUGAGCAUGUUUGGGAUGCUCUGGAUUGACGUGUUCCAGUUUGACAGCGUGUUCCAGUUCCCGCCAAUAUCAACUUCGUACAGCCAGUGAAGAGGAGUGGGACAACUUUCCACAGGCCACAAUCAACAGCCUAAUCAACUCUAUGCGAAGGAGAUGUGUCGCACUGCAUGAGGCAAAUGGUGGUCACACCAGAUACUGACUGGUUUUUAAAAAGUUAUCUGUGACCAACAGAUGCAUAUCUGUAUUCCCAGUCAUGUGAAAUCCAUAAAUUAGGGGCUAAUGAAUUUAUCUCAAUUAACUCAUUUCCUUAUAUGAACUGUAACUCAGUGAAACAUUAGAAAUUGUUGCAUGUUGCGUUUAUAUUUUUGUUCAGUGUAUGUGUUUCUCCAUUCUCUGUUCCUCAGGGUCCCAGAGCUACAGCAACAGGAACUCACCACCCACUGACAUGCCUGAAGGUGUGGUUGGCAGAGGUCAGGCCUUAUCCGUCUCCUCUUAUUUACGACUCUGUGCCCUUGUUCAGAUGUCCAAUAUUGUGUUCUGAGGUCAUGGUGUUCUGGCUCAGGGCUGUGCCAAGUCUCACAGUACACAAGGCCAUACCUGGGGCCACACAGUAUCAGGGCCAAGUUUAAAGAAUUGUUUGGAAUAACUCUUGUAGUUGGCAAUACACUUAGCAUUGGCACAUAAACAGAUGCUAAGACUUGCAGAGGCGAGAGCAUGCCAUAUUUUGGAAGUCAUCACUGCUUACAGUAUUCUCUAGCUAUGUGAAUACACUAUACUGCUCAAGGUUUCAGCUUUGCUGAAUAAUGGUGUCAAUGAAAACUAGCUUAAGCACUCUUGAAUCUUCCUCACCUCCCCCAUCUGCAGGAGUGUUUGACUCGGUGGUUCUGUCCAGCCGUCCAGGCGUUGCCAUGUCGAUGGAGCAGGGCGACUGUAUGACCAGGCUGCCCAGUGACCCCCCAGCUGGCAUUUACGGCCAUGCUGUCCCCGGCAACCACCUGGACCCCGACGACAGCCCAGACACAGAGGUGGCCAGGGUGAGCAGGUCCACCAUACUGUACAUACACCACCAACAACCUCUUUGAUACUACAUUUCUCAUUAGGCUGCAGAUUGGGGGAAAAUGCCCUCUACCACUGCUAUCAGUCUGUGGAAUGUGUGUACCUGGGGGGUUGUGUGUUCGUGUGCAGGAUAAGGAGAAGGUGAGAAUGACAAGGUUUGCUCGGGACAAGAUGCGGCAGCACCGAUUGGAGCAGCAGGAGGGCCAGCCCGCCCUGGGAGAUCGCCAGAGAGCUGACAGGAUGCGUCUGCGCCUCAGACAGGUGCAAAAUGACAUGGCUACAGAGGAUACAGCAGCCAUUUCCAACGGUGCAAUGUUUCUUCCUUAACUCUCCAUGGCUAUCCUUUACCCUAGUACAAUAUUUCACUUCAUGCACUAGAAUCUAGAUAAACUGGCUUUUGUAAUGUUGCAAUAAUUUGGGUAAUUUUUACUCUGACAGUAGCAUGUCUUCCUGCUUGUGCGUGUGGCUCAUCUCUAUAAUGUUUGUUCUUCCCCUAACAGACUUGCAUUUGAACGGGGGCAUGGGGACGUCCACCAAGGCUGACUCUCUCCAAGACCAGUCUCAUACCAGCCCCCAGGGACCCCAGAGCCCCAUUAAAUGUUUCAGUCCCCCCCACCAGCCCAGCCCCCCCACGGUCCCUCCCAACCCCAGGAGCACCCAGCCCCGCCUGAGGAGGGCUGCCAGUCUCAGCAGGGCACGGCUGUCUCUCUCACACAGCUCAGGUCAGUGUAACAGUCUGGCAGUCAUGUAAUCUCUGUCUCUUUGCAUCUUUGCAGUUAUAGGGUUAUUCUAAAGUGCAGUUAUUUACGGUUAUAGCAGUUAAAGCUCUACACUGCUUUUAAUUAUAGUGUUCAAUACAGACCUGUUUGUUCUGUGAUUUCUCUGAUUAAUUUUUACAACUUAAUUAUGUUUUUUUAACAUGGUGAAUAGAUUAGUCAACACAUCAUAUCUCAUUCAAGCAUGAAGGUGUAGCCAGAUUCUAAAGUGUUUUAGUGCACUACUAAUUAGACCAUCACAGCCCCAACAGUAGCAGAGCUUAGCAACGCUAAAUGAGAUGUUCUCUUAGAUAAUGGAGUGCAAUGCUUUGUUUUAGUGAGUGCAUACAUUUUCAUACUGGCCCCCCCGUGGGAAACGAACAAGCGCCAUGCUCUACCAACUGAGCUACAGGGGACUAGUGUUGUAUUUCAUUAUAUGGUUGUCCUCCAGAUGAGAUGUCCCCAGGCACUCCCAGCCAGAAGAGAGACCUGACAGAGCAGCCUGAACUACGGCCCUUCUCCAAACCUGAGCUAGCACUAACACAGAGCUUCAAACUCCUCAACUCAGACGACUGGUGAGCUUUAUUCUUUGGAUCCCUAUUAACUGACGCUUUAGCAACCACUAAUCUUCCUGGGGUCCAACUGAACCCCACCUCCAGCAUUUAAAGUAACUGUCCAGUGUUUCCAGAUGUCUAUGAAAUAUGACUUAUAAUUCAUUAAAAUGAGUCAAAUCGUUUUUUCUUCCCAUAAAUUGUAAUUAAGUAUGUUAAAAAGCAGAUUUUCUGUGUUGGAAUGGUGUGGGCAUACCCCAACAACAGAAUGGAGUGGCUGCAAUUCCGAAUUUUCUGGAACACAACUUUUUGUAGCUAAAUACACUACAUGACCAAAUGUUUAUGGACACCUGCUCGUCGAACAUCUCAUCUCAUUCCAUAAUCAUAUGGAGUUGGUCCCCCCUUUGCUGCUAUAACAGCCUCCACUCUUCUGGGAAGGUGCUGCAGGGACUUGCUUCCAUUCAGCCACGAGCAUUAGUUAGGUCGGUCACUGAUGUUGGGCGAUUAGGCCUGGCUCAUAGUCGACGUUCCAAUUAAUCCCAAAGGUGUUUGAUGGGAUUGAGAUCAGGGCUCUGUGCAGGCCAGUCAAGUUCUUCUACACCGAUCUCGACAAACCAUUUCUGUAUGGACCUCGCUUUGUGCACGGGGGCAUUGUCAUGCUGAAACAGGAAAGGGGCUUCCCCAAACUGUUGACACAAAGUUGGAAGCACAGAAUAAUCUAGAAUGUAAUUGUAUGCUGUAGCGUUAAGAUUUCCCUUCACUGGAACUAAGGGGCCUAGCCCGAACCAUGAAAAACAGCCCCAGACCAAUAUUCCUCCUCCACCAAACUUUACAGUUGGCACUAUGCAUUGGGGUAGGUAGCAUUCUCCUGGCAUCCGCCAAACCAAGAAUUGUCCGUCAGACUGCCAGAUGGUGAAGUGGGAUUCAUCACUCCAGAGAACGCGUUUCCACUACUCCAGAGUCCAAUGGUGGCGAGCUUUACACCACUCCAGCCGACACUUGGCAAUUGCGCAUGGUGAUCUUAGGCUUGUUUGCGGCUGCUCGGCCAUGGAAACCCAUUUCAUGAAGCUCCAGACGAACAGUUAUUGUGCUGACGUUGCUUCUAGAGGCAGUUUGGAACUCAUAAGUGUUGCAACCGAGGACAGACGAUUUUUACGCGCCACGCGCUUCAGAAAUCGGUGGUCCCGUUCUGUAAACUUAUGUGGCCUACCACUUUGCGGCUGAGCCGUUGUUAUUCCUAGACAUUUCCACUUCACAAUAACAACACUUACAGUUGACCGGGCAGCUCUACCAGGGCAGAAAUUUGAUGAACUGACUUGUUGGAAAGGUGGCAUCCUAUGACAGUGCCACGUUGAAUGUCACUGAGCUCUUCAGUAAGGCCAUUCUACUGCCAAUGUUUCCUAUGGAGAUUGCAUGGCUUUGUGCUCGAUUUUAUACACGUGUCAGCAACGGGUGUGGCUGAAAUAGGCGAAUCCACUAAUUUGAUGGGGUGUCCACAUACUUUUCUAUAUAUAGUGUAUAUAGAGAAUUCUGCGCAUGUGCAGGAUCCGCUACCGCUUCCCCCUCCGUGGCCUUUCAGCUGCUGCUCAGUGCUCCGCUGCCGCUUAUACACGCAAGACAGUUUGAACAUACGUAGUUCUUUGUCUGUUAUAACAGUAAUCUAUUGCAAACAUAAGCACGACACAACAGGCAGUGUAGCGAUUUCAUGUGCAAACAUUGGCUAUUGGGAGGCAGACAGGCAGUCAAAGUCGUAGUGUUCUUUAUUCAGCAACUCUGGCUAUAUGGCAGCAUAAAUAUAAAGAUUGCAUCAUCACACAAAACGCUGAUAGUUUUGCCCCAAUGCAAUAUGUAGACUGCGUCUUGCUUGUGCUACGGCAAUAUCCGUUACAACAGAUAGAAUUUUGUAGCCUUCAUAAUAUAUUUUUGAAAUGUUCGUUCAAAUCGCUGCAGGUUUUUAUUUCAGCUGUUCAGAAAUAUGAGGCAGAGACAUAGGAUACAUCAUCAUGACGAUCAAAUUGUUUGAGGGUUCAGAAGAGGGUGAGGAGAGAUCCGUGAAUGUGUGCGUAAAAUAACACGUGUGUCGAACAUGAUCCAUAUCCUUAGCUUUGAAAAAGAGGUUUCCAGAGAGGCAGAACAGGGGUGAAAACUUGAGUAUUUGCAACCACGGCCGCAACAGAAAGAUGUGGGCAUAUACCGGCCAUUUAAAAAUAUUCAUGCGAGUAGACCGCUGUUUGGCCAGCUCAACCAAUGAGCCAACAUGACAUGUUCUAUGAUUUUUUUAAACAGUCUGUUUGAGAUACAAGUUUGAGUUGGGAGUUUUUUACAGUGCCUUCGGAAAGUAUUCAGACCCCUUGACUUUUACCACAUUUCGUUAUGUUACAGCCUUAUUCUAAAAUGGAUUUAAAAAAUAAUAAUCCUCAUCAAUCUACACACAAUACCCCAUAAUGACAAAGCAAAAACAGUUUUUUUGAAAUGUUAGCAAAUUUAUAAAAAUAAAAAACAGAAAUACCUUAUUUACAUAAGUAUUCAGACCCUUCGCUAUGAGACUCGAAAUUGAGCUCAGGUGCAUCCUGUUUCCAUUGAUCAUCCUUGAGAUGUUUCUACAACGUGAUUGGAGUCCACCUGUGGUAAAUUCAAUUGAUUGGACAUGAAUUGGAAAGGCACACACCUGUCUAUAUAAGGUCCCAUAGUUGACAGUGCAUGUCAGAGCAAAAACCAAGCCAUGAGGUCGAAGGAAUUGUCCGUAGAGCUCCGAGACAGGAUUGUGUUGCGGCACAGAUCUGGGGAAGGGUACCAAAACAUUUCUGCAGCAUUGAAGGUCCCCAAGAACACAUUGGCCUCCAUAAUUCUUAAAUGGAAGACGUUUGGAACCACCAAGACUCUUCCUAGAGCUGGCCGCCCGGCCAAACUGAGCAAUCGGGGGAGAAGGGCCUUGGUCAGGGAAGUGACCAAGAACCCGAUGGUCACUCUGACAGAGCUCCAAGGUUCCUCUGUGGAGAUGGGAGAACCUUCCAGAAGGACAACCAUCUCUGCAGCACUCCACCAAUCAGCCCUUUAUGGUAAAGUGGCCAGACAGAAGCCACUACUCAGUAAAAAGCACAUGACAGCCUGCUUGGAGUUUGCCAAAAGGCACCUAAGACUCUCAGACAAUGAGAAACAAGAUUGUGCUUAGGGUCGUUGUCCUGUUGGAAGGUGAACCUUCGCCCCAGUCUGAGGUCCUGAGUGCUCUGGAGCAGGUUUUCAUCAAGAAUCUCUCUGUACCUUGCGCCGUUCAUCUUUCCCUCGAUCCUUUCCCAGUCCCUGCCGCUGAAAAACAUCCCCACAGCAUGAUGCUGCCACCACCAUGCUUCACCGUAGGGAUGGUUCCAGGUUUCAUCUAGACGUGAUGCUUGGCAUUCAGGCCAAAGAGUUCAAUCUUGGUUUCAUCAGACCAUCUGAUGAACGACCCUAAGCACACAGCCAAGACAACGCAGGAAUGGCUUUAGGACAAGUCUCUGAAUGUCCUUGAGUGGCCUAGCCAGAGCCCAGACUUGAACUCGAUCGAACAUCUCUGGAGAGACCUGAAAAUAGCUGUGCAGCAAUGCUCCACAUCCAACCUGACAGAGCUUGAGAGGAUCUGCAGAGAUGAAUCCAUCAUACCGAAGAAGACUCAAGGCUUUAAUCACUGCUUCAACAAAGUACUGAGUUAAGGGUCUGAAUACUUAUGUAAAUGUAAUAUUUCAGGGUUUUUUAUUUUAUAUAUUUGCAAAAAUAUCUACAAUCCUGGUUUUGCUUUGUCAUUAUUGGGUAUUGUGUGUAGAUUGAUGAGGGGGAAAAAAACAAUUUCAUCCAUUUUAGAACAAGGCUGUAACAUAACAAAAUGUGUAAAAAGUCAAGGGGUCUGAAUACUUUCCGAAUGCACUGUAAGUGUUUUCUCUCCAAUUAUGCUUUGGCCAGAAAUACGAGUAUAGGACGAGUCAACAACAUUAUUUGUGUAUGAGUUAACAGAAUAUGAACUUUUCACUGGACUUUUCAUUUUUUCACUGGACAGUUACUUUAAUCAGAUGCUAUACUUAAACAUUGUCUAGUAAGACCCUAUGUCAAAAGUCAAUGUAUUAUUGUUCUAUGCAUAUAAGCAAUGGAUUGGAUUUACUCAAUUUCUAUUUCUCUAUUUUUGAUUGAAGGGAGAAGAAGAUUGAGGGCCUGACCUUUCUCCGUGGUCUGACUCAUUACCAUUCAGACAUACUGCUGAACAGGCUGCAUGACGUCUGUCUCGCACUCAUCCAAGAGGUACGACCACAACUCCUCAUUCAUGUGAAACGGCAGUCCAUUGUCCUGGGGACCCUCAUCCAAUCUCCUUCUAAUCAUAAUCUCAGCCUCAAUCAAUUCAGUACAGGGUGGUCCUUGUAGACUUUAGCCCUCAAUGAUUGAUUUUCCAAUGUCCUGAUGAGGACAUUUGACCAUUCAAGCCCUUACUCAGAUGUCUGAUUAUAAUUUUUUAUAUAAUUUAAUGAUAUCAACAUCUGAGUGUAUUGCUCCCCAGGUGAGGAACCUUCGUUCAGGUGUGUCCCGUGUUGCGGUUGGGGCGAUGGGUGAGCUGUACACCGCGCUGCAGAAGGGCAUGGACCAGGAGCUGGAGGGCACGGCCAAGGCUCUGCUGCAGAAGGCUGGGGAGACCAACGCCUUCAUCAGGCAGGAUGUGGAUGCAGCGUUGGACAGCAUGGUGCAACACUGCACCCCCACACGCAGCCUGAACGCCCUGCUCACCAGCGGCCUCAGGUCAGACACACUCACCUCACCAGAUAGCACUUUCAGCUGUUCUUCACCUGAAUUAGGACUACAUGCUUUGCUUGUAGAUAUUACAUUUUUAUCAUGCUUGUAUCUUAUCAUUAAAAUAGGCCAUUAGGCUUUAUUUUCUAUGUGGUGCUGACCACAUCCCUGAUAUUGUCUCUUGUGAACAGUCACCUGAACUCCGUGGUGAGGAAGUGCGCGGGUCAUCACAUGGCCAACCUGAUGGAGAACAUUGGUGCUGCCCGUCUGCUGUCUGGAGGGAAAGACCUCACUGACCGAAUCCUACCUGCCGUCACCAAGCUGGCACAAGACUCCUCCCAGGAAGCUAGGUAGGGAGGAAAUUCUGUUUAAUACCAAUGAGUGUCUGUUUUAAUACCAGCAAGUGUAUCUGUUAUCAAUAGAGUGAGUGGCAUUGUUUGACUCUGAGGCUGUUCUGCCCCUCAGGUACCAGGGGCGCCGAAUGCUGCUGUUUCUGUCACCGCACCGUGAUUUCGAUAAGAUGUUGGAGAAAUAUAUCCCUGCCAAAGACCUGGCUCCCAUCAGAGACACUAUCUUCACACUGAAGACUAAGGUACAGAACACUGUCUUCACAUUGAAGACUAAGUUACAGAACACUGUCUUCACACUGAAGACUAAGGUACAGAACACUGUCUUCACACUGUAGACUAAGGUACAGAACACUGUCUUCACACUGUAGACUAAGGUACAGAACACUGUCUUCAUACUGAAGACUAAGGUACAGAACACUGUCUUCAUACUGAAGACUAAGGUACAGAACACUGUCUUCACACUGUAGACUAAGGUACAGAACACUGUCUUCACACUGUAGACUAAGGUACAGAACAUUGUCUUCACACUGUAGACUAAGGUACAGAACACUGUCUUCACACUGUAGACUAAGGUACAGAACACUGUCUUCAUACUGAAGACUAAGGUACAGAACACUGUCUUCACACUGUAGACUAAGGUACAGAACACUGUCUUCACAUUGAAGACUAGGUACAGAACACUGUCUCACACGUAGACUAAGGUACAGACACUGUCUUCACACUGUAGACUAAGGUACAGAACAUUGUCUUCACACUGUAGACUAAGGUAAGAACACUGUCUUCACACUGUAGACUAAGGUACAGAACACUGUCUUUGGAUUCUUCAGACAGCAUUGAGGAGUACACCACAUCAGUCACUGGCUUCAUCAAUAAGUGCAUCGAUGAUGUCGUCCCCACAGUGACCGUACGUACAUACCCCAACCAGAAGCCAUGGAUUACAGGAAACAUCCGCACUGAGCUAAAGGGUAGAGCUGCCGCUUUCAAGGAACGGGACUCUAACCCGGACGCUUAUAAGAAAUCCCGCUAUGACCUCCGACGAACCAUCAAACAGGCAAAGAGUCAAUACAGGUCUAAGAUUGAAUCAUACUACACUGGCUCUGACGCUCGUCGGAUGUGGCAGGGCUUGAAAACUAUUACAGACUACAAAGGGAAGCACAGCCGCGAGCUGCCCAGUGACACAAGCCUACCAGACGAGCUAAACCACUUCUAUGCUCGCUUCGAGGCAAGCAACACUGAAGCAUGCAUGAGAGCACCAGCUGUUCCGGACGACUAUGUGAUCACGCUCUCCGUAGCCGAUGUGAGUAAGACUUUUAAGCAGGUCAACAUUCACAAGGCCGCAGGGCCAGACGGAUUACCAGGACGUGUACUCCGAGCAUGUGCUGACCAACUGGCAAGUGUCUUCACUGACAUUUUCAACAUGUCCCUGACUGAGUCUGUAAUACCAACAUGUUUCAAGCAGACCACCAUAGUCCCCGUGCCCAAGAACUCUAAGAUAACCUGCCUAAAUGACUACCGACCCGUAGCACUGACGUCUGUAGCCAUGAAGUGCUUUGAAAGACUGGUCAUGGCUCACAUCAACAGCAUAAUCCCAGAAACCCUAGACCCACUCCAAUUUGCAUACCGCCCCAACAGAUCCACAGAUGAUGCAAUCUCUAUCGCACUCCACACUGCCCUUUCCCACCUGGACAAGAGGAACACCUACGUGAGAAUGCUAUUCAUUGACUACAGCUCAGCAUUCAACACCAUAGUGCCCUCUAAGCUCAUCACUAAACUAAGGAUCCUGGGACUAAACACCUCCCUCUGCAACUGGAUCCUGGACUUCCUGACGGGCCGCCCCCAGGUGGUAAGGGUAGGUAACAACACAUCUGCCACACUGAUCCUCAACACGGGGGCCCCUCAGGGGUGCGUGCUCAGUCCCCUCCUGUACUCUCUGUUCACCCAUGACUGCAUGGCCAGGCACGAAUCCAACACCAUCAUUAAGUUUGCCGACGACACAACAGUGGUAGGCCUGAUCACCGACAACGAUGAGACAGCCUAUAGGGAGGAGGUCAGAGAUCUGGCCGUGUGGUGCCAGGACAACAACCUCUCCCUCAACGUGACCAAGACAAAGGAGAUGAUUGUGGACUACAGGAAAAAAAAGAGGACUGAGCACGCCCCCAUUCUCAUCGACGGGGCUGUAGUGGAACAGGUUGAGAGCUUCAAGUUCCUUGGUGUCCACAUCACCAACGAACUAUCAUGGUCCAAACACACCAAGACAGUCGUGAAGAGGGCACGACAAAGCCUAUUCCCCCUCAGGAGACUAAAAAGAUUUGGCAUGGGUCCUCAGAUCCUCAAAAAAUUCUACAGCUGCACCAUCGAGAGCAUCCUGACUGGUUGCAUCACCGCCUGGUAUGGCAACUGCUUGGCCUCUGACCGCAAGGCACUACAGAGGGUAGUGCGUACGGCCCAGUACAUCACUGGGGCAAAGCUCCCUGCCAUCCAGGACCUCUAUACCAGGCGGUGUCAGAGGAAGGCCCUCAAAAUUGUCAAAGACUCCAGCCACCCUAGUCAUAGACUGUUCUCUCUGCUACCGCACGGCAAGCGGUACCGGAGUGCCAAGUCUAGGUCCAAAAGACUUCUCAACAGCUUCUACCCCCAAGCCAUAAGACUCCUGAACAGCUAAUAAUGGCUACCCGGACUAUUUGCACUGCCCCCCCCACCCCAUCCUUUUUACGCUGCUGCUACUCUGUUAAGUAUUUAUGCAUAGUCACUUUAACUCUACCCACAUGUACAUAUUACCUCAACUACCUCAACUAGCCGGUGCCCCCGCACAUGGAACACUGGAACCUGUCUUCACAUUGAAGACUAAGUUACAGAACACUGUCUAACUGAGAAGGUGUGUGGGACUGUUAUGAGUCAUUCCUUUCUAUUUUAGUCUCCCCCUGCUGGGGGCUUGCGUUUUGAGACAAGACACUGUUACUGUAAGGAAGCAGUGGCUCAGACAGGAAACGCCACAUUCAUUUAACCAUUUAUUAGAAAAGAUGACAAUAAAUGCAGUACAUUAGUCUUUGCUCCUUCGGGGUAGCUCACUGCCAGAGCAUACAUCAUGUAAGAUGAUAAUAAUUACAGGCAGUGAGCAAGGUAUACUAUACCAAUCCCUCUGAACGAACAAAAGCAGAGCCCAAACAGGUGGAGGCUGGGGUUGGUGGUGGGAAAACAGAAAUGGCAUGUCACCAAGAACACCAGCACAUGGCUUGCGCGCGGCAGCCAUCAGAAUGUGUGUGCAGAACCCGGUCGACUAAAUAGACCACCAUAUUAAGGUAGAGUGAUGAAUCUAAUUGGUGGAAUAUCAGCUGAUGCUAUCAGUCGGGUUUGCAGUAUGAACCUGCUGCGCUUAAUUUACAUGUGUCUACAAUGGCGCCGGAGGGGAUGGCUGCCGUUUUACGGGCUCCUAACCAACUGUGCUAUUUUGUUUGUUUUUUUGCGUUGUUUGUAACUUAUUUUUUAACUUAUUUUGUACAUAAUGUUGCUGCUACCGUCUCUUAUGACCGAAAAAAGCUUCUGGACAUCAGAACAGCGAUUACUCACCUCGAACUGGACGAAUCAUUUUUAUUUAACGAGUCAGAAGCGAAGGAUAUACUGCUUUCUAGAGAACAGGCCCAAAUACCCGUCAUUUGCGUGAAGAAAAGACAGAGAAAAAGGGGGCGGAGGUCGGGCUGCCUUCUGGGAAUUCGUAGGCGAGUGAGUAAACCUCCACUACAAUCCAUUCUAUUGGCCAACGUGCAAUCAUUAGAAAACAAAAUAGAUGAUCUAAGAUUAAGACUAUCCUACCAACGGGACAUUAAAAACUGUAAUAUCUUAUGUUUCACCGAGUCGUGGCUGAACGACGACAUGGAUAAUAUAGAGCUGGCUGGGUUUUCUGUGCAUCGGCAGGACAGACCAGCUACGUCUGGUAAGACGAGGGGUGGGGGUGUGUGUCUAUUUGUCAAUAACAGCUGGUGCGCAAUGUCUAAUAUUAAAGAAGUCUCGAGGUAUUGUUCGCCUGAGGUAGAGUACCUCAUGAUAAGCUGUAGACCACACUAUCUACCAAGAGAGUUCUCAUCUUUAUUAUUCGUAGCCGUAUAUUUACCACCACAAACCAAUGCUGGCACUAAGACCGCACUCAACGAGCUGUACAAGGCCAUAAGCAAACAAGAAAAUGCUCAUCCAGAAGCGGCGCUCCUAGUGGCCGGGGACUUUAAUGCAGGCAAACUUAAAUCCGUUUUACCUAAUUUCUACCAGCAUGUCACAUGUGCAACCAGAGGGACAAAAACUCUAGACCACCUUUACUCCACACACAGAGAUGCAUACAAAGCUCUCCCUCGCCCUCCAUUUGGCAAAUCUGACCAUAAUUAUAUCCUCCUGAUUCCUGCUUACAAGCUAAAAACUAAAGCAGGAAGUACCAGUGACUCGCUCAAUAAGGAAGUAGUCAGAUGACGCGGAUGCUACACUACAUGACUGUUUUGCUAGCACAGACUGGAAUAUGUUCCGGGUUUCAUCCAAUGGCAUUGAGGAGUAUACCACCUCAGUCACCAGCUUCAUCAAUAAGUACAUCAACGACGUCGUCCCCACAGUGACCGUACGUACAUAUCCCAACCAGAAGCCAUGGAUUACAGGCAACAUCGAGCUAAAGGCUAGAGCUGCCGCUUUCAAGGAACGGGACACUAAUCCCGGGCGCUUAUAAGAAAUCCCGCUACGCCCUCAGACAAACCAUCAAACAGGCAAAGCGUCAAUACAGGAUUAAGAUUGAAUCCUACUACACCGGCUCUGACGCUCGUCGGAUGUGGCAGGGCUUGAAAACUAUUACGGAUUACAAAGUGAAACCCAGCUGCGAGCUGUCCAGUGACGCGAGCCUACCAGAUGAGCUAAAUGCCUUUUAUGCUCGCUUCGAGGCAAGCAACACUAAAGCAUGCAGGAGAGCACCAGCUGUUCCGGACGACUGUGUGAUCACGCUCUCGGUAGCCGGUGUGAGCAAGACCUUUAAACAGGUCAACAUUCACAAAGCUGCGGGGCCAGACGGAUUACCAGGAGUUGUACUCAAAGCAUGCGCGGACCAACUGGCAAGUGUCUUCACUGACAUUUUCAACCUCUCCCUGACUGAGUCUGUAAUACCUACAUGUUUCAAGCAGACCACCAUAGUCCCUGUGCCCAAGGAAGCGAAGGUAACCUGCCUAAAUUAUUACCACCCUGUAGCACUCACGUCGGUAGCCAUGAAGUGCUUUGAAAGGCUGGUCAUGGCUCACAUCAACACCAUCAUCCCGGAAACCCUAGACCCACUCCAAUUCGCAUACCGCCCCAACAGAUCCACUGAUGACGCAAUCUCAAUCACACUCCACACUGCCCUUUCCCACCUGGACAAAAGGAACACCUAUGUGAGAAUGCUGUUUAUUGACUACAGCUCAGCGUUCAACACCAUAGUGCACACAAAGCUCAUCACUAAGCUAAGGACCCUGGGACUAAACACCUCCCUCUGCAACUGGAUCCUGGACUUCCUGACGGGCCGCCCCCAGGUGAUAAGGGUAGGCAACAACACAUCGGCCACGCUGAUCCUCAACACUGGGGCCCAUCAGGGGUGCGUGCUUAGUCCCCUCCUGUACUCACUGUUCACCCACGACUGCGUGGCCAAUCACGACUCCAACACCAUCAUUAAGUUUGCUGACGACACAACAGUGGUAGGCCUGAUCACCGACAACGAUGAAACAGCCUAUAGGGAGGAGGUCAGAGACCUGGCAGUGUGGUGCCAGGACAACAACCUCUCCCUCAAUGUGAGCAAGCCAAAGGAGCUGAUCGUGGAUUACAGGAAAAGGCGGGCCGAACAGGCCCCCAUUAACAUUGACGGGGCUGUAGUGGAGCGGGUCGAGAGUUUCAAUUUCCUUGGUGUCCACAUCACAAACAAACUAUCAUGGUCCAAACACACCAAGACAGUCGUGAAGAGGGCACGACAACACCUUUUACCCCUCAGGAGACUGAAAAGAUUUGGCAUGGGUCCCCAGAUCCUCAAAAAGUGAUACAGCUGCACCAUCAAGAGCAUCCUGACCGGUUGCAUCACCGCCUGGUAUGGCAACUGCUCGGCAUCUGACCGUGAGGCACUACAGAGGGUAGUGCGUAUGGUCCCAGUACAUCACUGCGGCCAAGCUUCCUGCCAUCCACAAACUAUAUACUAGGCGGUGUCAGAGGAUGGCCCCAAAAAUUGUUCAAAGACUCCAGUCACCCAAGUCAUAGACUGUUCAUUCUGCUACCGCGCGGUACCGGAGCGCCAAGUCUAUGACCAAAAGGCUCCUUAACAGCUUCUACCCCCAAGCCAUAAGACUGCUGAACAAUUAAUCAAAUGGCCACCCGUACUAUUUACAUUGAAACAGCUACUUGCUGUUUAUUAUCUAUGCAUAGUCACUUUACCCAUAGCUACAUGUAGAAAUUACCUCGACUAACCUGUACCCCCGCACAUUGACUCGGUACCGGUACCCCCUGUAUAUAGCCUCGUUAUUGUUAUUUUAUUGUGUUACUUUUUAUUUAUUUUUUACCUUAGUUUAUUUAGUAAAUAUAUUCUUAACUCUUUCUUGAACUGCAUUGUUGGUAAGCAUUUCGGCACGUAACAAAUAAAAUGUGAUUUGAUUUGAUGUGUGUUAAUGUGUUCUGCAGGGCCUGGGAGAGAUGCCCCAGGACACCCCGUCAGCCAGGGGCCGGCAUUCCCACCCUGGUAGUGGGACAGUGAGGGCCUCAUCUCUCAACAGGGAACCACUCAAAGUGGUCAACAGGUGGGAAAACGCAACACGAACGGAAACAUGUAGCACUGUCCAUACUAUCCCUCAAUUUAGUCUCUCAUCAAGUCUACAUCCCUAGUAUACUGAACUGUUAUGAUUGUAGCCAUGGCUAGCCUUGCUGUUUGUCCAUGCAUUAGCACAGUUUGUGUCAAUGAAUGUACAGUUUGUUCAUGUGUGUAUCCAUCAGUAUGAACUCCCCUCUCCAUGUCUUACCUACUGUUUGUGUAUCUGCAGGGAGUCUGGGCAGUAUAAUGGAAGACCUCAAGCUCACAGCAUUGCAGACAAGACAGAGUACAUCAAGCAGCUCACAGCCCUGCUGGGUUCAAAGGACUUUAGAGAGCGCAUUAAGGGCAUCGACCAGCUAAUGGUGGACUGCGAGCACAACCCCAACAUGGUCAUCGGCAGCAUCUUUCCGGUACCUGAUGUCAGCAGAACAAAACAGGAUAUUUUUUGGCCUCAUAUACCCUAAGCUGCCAAAGGCCGAAAUCCUCUGACUAUCACAAAAAAUACUAGCUAUAACUUUUAUUGACGAAAUAAACCAUACAAAGUUCCAUAGAUAAAAGGGCCUGUGUAAGUAGGUCAUUGUUGAAUCUGUAGUAAUGCUGCUCUCCUCCCUCUGUCCUUCUCUCACAGGUGUUUGAUGCCUUUAAGGCCAGACUGCAGGAGUCCAACAGUAAGGUCAACCUGUACGCUCUAGAGUCUCUGCAGAAGAUCGUCACUGUGAUGAAGGAUAACCUUGCCCAGGUAGUCUACAUCCUGGUCCCAGCCAUCGUGGACAAUCACCUCAACUCCAAGAACAACGCUAUCUACACUGCUGCUAUUGGAGCCAUCCACGCACUCAUCCAAAACUUGGGUGGGUGUCUGAUGAUGUUUGCCAUCACAUCAUCUGGUUUUAGGCUUGAAUGUAGCGGAGAGGAUGACCAGCUCUAACUUGACUUUGUUCACAGAUAACACUCUCCUCCUCCAGCCCUUCUGCACCAAGGCCCAAUUCCUGAGUGGCAAGGCGAAGGUGGAUCUCAUAGAGAAGGUUGCAGGUAUGUUCACUGAAACUGUUUCCUUGAGAAAUUCCCUUCGGUACCUAAAUUACAUAGAUUACACUUUGUAAACUUAAUUUGGCUUUUAACAUUUGGAUUAGGAUCUGAGUUGACAAAAGCUCCUAAGCAACAGUGCAAUGGCAACGGUCUUUCUGCCUGUCAUCCAAAGAGUCUUUAGCCUCUUAAAAGGAGGGAGAAAAAGAUGUCAGGGCCAUAUGCUCUCAGCAUUUCAUAAGCUCCUUGUUACAAUGUGUUUGACUCCUCAUCCUGCUACCUCCCUCCCUCCUCUGGCCUGUCUUUCAGAUCUGGUGACAGAGCUGUAUCCCCGUAAACCCCAGGUGGUGGAACAGAAGGUGUUACCCCUGCUGUGGCACCUCCUGGGCACAUCCAGCCAUAGCGGCACCGUCCACGGCCGGGGCGGCAGCGUGCGGGGGGCCACCGUCAACCUGUGCCAAGCCCUCUAUACCCACAUGGGGCCUUGGCUGGCAGAGUGCGCCACCUCCCAGCCUGCCAACGUCCAUAAGGGCCUCAACGAGCUCCUGAGGACCCUCUCCUACUCCUGAGGGCCCCUCAGAAAACACAACCUUCAAAACACAAUCAAACCCCCCAGACAGAAGAACAUAAACACUGACCUUCCUUGAAGACAGAGAUGUUCUGCAUUUCUAAUAGUGCCUGCACUUUUUUAACGUUACAGAGUAUAGAAAGUCCUUAAAAUGAGAGCCCUUAAAUCAACCCUUUUCUCAGAGAGCUAUUGUAUCCUUUAAUAAAGGAGCACAGGCAGACAGACAGACUUCAGCUGUUGGCAUCAGGUCUUACACACUCAACAACCUGCUCUCUUUGCACUUUGAAGAAGUAGCUCACUAUCAUGAUAGUUGUCGUCAUGAAUAUUGCUUUGUAUGUAUCGUCAUAUGAUUGUCGCUGUUGUUUUUGUUUAUGAAUCUUAUUGUACCAAAUCAGAGACAACAUUGUGAAGAAUGUACCAUUUGAAAUGCACAAAAAGGAAACGGGACCUGAAAGAUGUAUAUUUUUGCUGUUUCAUUAGAUGUGAUAUUUCUAAAAUGUGUCUUAUAAGGUUGUUUUAAAGAUUUUUCAGAGUGAAGCUUAAUGAUUACACAUAUUUUGCAUAGUGCAAAUGUGUGAUUGCACAGUAUUAGCCUAAUCUGUAUGCUGUACGAUGUUGCAGUAUAUCAUGUAUCUAUUGUAUAUGGUUUGAAAAUCUUAUUGUAACAAUUUGUUGGUGAAGUGGUGUUCUGGCAUGUCUUAGCUUUUUAUUUUGCAUGACCAAAAUGUACUGACGGGAUCAAAAAAUAUAUUUAUAUUUUUGUUAAGGACAUAUAUGUACAACGAUGCCUAAAUCAACUUUGGGUGUAAACCAAUUAUAUACUGGGUGGGUGUAACAUUGAAACUAUUUAUCUUUAAAGGAACGAUUUGAUACAGAGACGGUGAAGCCCAGGUCUGUGAUUCUGUUUCAGUAUAGUGCCAGUCUUAACGUAGCCAACGUAACGUCACUAUUCUAUGUUUAAAUUAUAUUGAACUUGUUUGUUAAGGAGAAGAAAGACCGACUGAUAAAGUGUUUAUUUCUAUAAA